Messenger RNA from Leptosia nina, 561 nucleotides. Lineage: Eukaryota; Metazoa; Arthropoda; Insecta; Lepidoptera; Pieridae. The record is from the annotation of a GenBank genome assembly.
AUGGAUUCGAAUUCGAGUAACUCCGAAAAUAACGUCUGGCCUAAACAUGAGUACGAUUCUGAUGUGGACGAAGAACUAAAGAUUUGCUCCAAGCCACAUUGGAACUCGGAAAAUACAAUGAAACUGAUCAAAACGUUGGAACGAGACUGCAAGGAACUAUGGGACACUAGUCACCCCCUCGUCAAAGUCAGGUCGGCGCGCCAAGCCAAGCUGGAGUUCUUGGCGAACUUAUUUACAACUUCCCCUGAAGAGAUCAAUAGGAAAAUUCAUAAUUUACGGACACAAUUCAAUAAUGAAUUGAGGAAGAUUAAGCGAAGGCAGUGUGGUCCAGAGGGGAGCGGGUGGGAAUACUUUGACUCCCUCAUGUUCAUGCAACGUGCCCCCCUGGAAUCCCUGGGCAUAACUGGGCCUGUUAAUCUUGAGUUAGCUGAAUUUCAAGCCAAUGAAGAACAAAUCGCUACUGUGCAAAGUGAUAUAACAUCAAACAGCAAUUCGAAGACACAUCCUGGAACCGCGCCAUAUCAUGAUAUCCCCGGUAACGAUACUGUUGGAAGAUUUUGA